GAGAAAAGGUCGGGCCUGCCUGGUGCGCGUGCGCAGUUGUGGAGGCGUCGGCAGGGUCUCGGUUUGACAGAUAAAUCGGAGGUUUUUGUCCUUCUCGGUUGGGGUUGUUUUCUUGUUGUGUUUUCUGGAUUUUUUUUUCUCUCCCCUUCCCUGAGGCUUUAGAGAUAACUAUGUCGUACGGACAGUUAGAGACUUACCGGCCUGGGGGGCUUCCGGUUCGAGAUUUCAGCACCAUUAUCCAGACCUGCAGCACCAACAUCCAGCGCCUGGCACAAUGCACUUCUCAAAUAAAGAAUUUGAUGAAUCAGUUGGGAACCAAGCAGGAUUCAACCAAACUGCAGGAAAACUUACAACAGUUGCAAAACACAGCAAACCGGCUUGCCAAAGAGACUAAUGAAUACCUGAAGGAGUUAGGCUCCCUUCCAUUGCCCUUAUCUACUUCAGAACAGCGCCAGCAGAAACUUCAGAAGGAGCGUUUAAUGAAUGACUUUUCUGCAGCCUUAAAUAAUUUUCAAGCAGUGCAGAGAAGAGUCUCGGAGAAAGAAAAGGAAACUGUUGCCAGGGCAAGAGCUGGCUCUCGUUUCCCUGGAGAUGAGAAACGCAGAGAAGAGCAGUUGGUCUCAUUUGACAGCAAUGAAGAAUGGGAUCAGAUGCAGGCUCAGGAAGAAGACGUACCUAUAACAGAGCAAGAUUUUGAGUUAAUCAAGGAGAGAGAAACUGCCAUUAGGCAAUUGGAGGCAGAUAUCUUGGAUGUGAAUCAGAUUUUUAAAGAUUUGGCUAUGAUGAUCCAUGAUCAGGGAGACAUGAUUGAUAGCAUAGAAGCAAAUGUAGAGAAUGCAGAAGUCCAUGUGGAAAAUGCCAAUGAACAGUUGCAGAGAGGAGCUUAUUAUCAGAAGAAAUCACGCAAGAAGAUCUGCAUCCUAAUUUCUGGCUUGGCUUUAGCCUGUUUAAUCUUGGUAAUAAUCAUUUGGCAAGUACAAAAAUGAAGCAUUUCUGUGGAAUUAGAUAUGCAAUUAAUAUUUCUGCCUUGAGACAAGCCUAAGGAAUGAGGGGAUUGAGGUGAGAUGGAAGACAAACUGAUUUUCCAUUAGUAAUUAUAAUAUAAAAACUAACAUGAAGCUAACUAGUUCUUGGAUUUAGUGAACCAUGAAGACAGUCCAUGUUAAUUUAUUUUAUGUAACUAAACUUGUGGAGGGCUUCGUUUUGUUUUCCCGAAUGUUCCUGUCCCAAGUAUUGAAGGAUGUGAUCUAGAUUAGUUUGUUAAUUGCCAUAAACACUACAGAUCUAACUCUUUUUUAAUGUGUACUGGUUUUAUAAGUGACUCAUAUAGGAAUAACUCCUAAGUACAAAAUCCCAAGCAAUUUUCAGUGUGAUCCACACAGCUGUUCCAGAUGUGCAUCCCCCUACAGGAAACUGCCACACUUGUUUGAAACAGCAAUUCCUGACUUCAAUUGUGUGUACUUUGCGGAAGCUGCUUUGAGUGUAGCCCAAUGGGCUGGGAGGAAAAUAGGACCUUAUGUAGCAGACAAAGAAGUUUUUCAAAUUGUGAAGAGAGAACAUCUCAAUUUCCCUAAACAUAGCAUAGCUAAUAUGAGGCUUAUUCAAGCCGGUUCUCUUCAGAAACUCGUUUGGUAAUGAUUAGUCUGAAAAUAUUUGUAUUUAAAGUCCUGUUUCUCUUGCUCCAUUUUUGUGGUGACUAUCAAUUGCUUAGUAAUAUGUCCAGAUGUCUUUUUUAAUGAAGGUGUCUUUGGAAAUGGCCCAUCCUACUGUCUCUUCUCAACUUUGAACCACUAGCACAUACAUUAAAUAUUAUAGCAGUAAAAAGUUGGCAUCGAGAGUCUGAAAUGGAAAUAAUAGGUUAUGCCUUUCUUUUGGGGAUUUUGGUAAAUACGUCUGUCCAAAAGAUUUCUAGUUUGGAGUACCAACUUCCUUCCUAGACUAUCUGUGGAUAUUACAGUCAAAUGUACUAGGAAAACAAAAUUUAAUGAAAGAAGUUAGCAGCAUACUUGAGGCUGAUAUGACUUCUGUCCUUCUUUGCAUAUAGUGAGAAUGUUCUGAUUUCCUCUUAUAUUUAAAUGUAUAAAGUAGUUUAAUCCUGACAUACUAGUACCCUACUUGGGUUAAAAAAACAUUUUCCAUAUUGGGAGUUUAGGAAAAGUGUUCUGAAUAGUAAAAGGAAGCUUUAAACCUUUUGCAUCAAUGGAGGAUUAGAAGCAUGCCAGUUUAAGAUUCACUAUACUGUGUCUUUAUGACCCAUGGGUUUCAUUUUAUGUCUGAUUUGGUGUUAUGGUGGAUAGCUAAUUUGGGUCAAUGAUACUCUUAAAAGGAAAUGGGCAUGGAAAGCCUAACAUGUUGACUUGUUAACAUUCUGUAUACAAAUAGUGAAUGUUUUUCUCCUGACAUCUAUUUAUUACUUCACAUAUUUUACAUGUUUAAAUGACUAAACUGUGAAAGUUACGUGAAGAACAAUGCCCUCAGUUGCACAUCUUUCUUUGCACUAUCAUUCCAUCCAUUUAAAUAUCAAUAAACAUUUUUAAAUA
Thamnophis elegans (Western terrestrial garter snake) is the source of this 2540-nucleotide messenger RNA. It is a transcript of the gene STX12, whose product is annotated as syntaxin 12. The transcript has 9 exons. Gene Ontology annotation, biological process: vesicle fusion; intracellular protein transport; vesicle-mediated transport. Bases 171 to 986 code for a protein of 271 amino acids. Lineage: Eukaryota; Metazoa; Chordata; Lepidosauria; Squamata; Natricidae. The record is from RefSeq and is a predicted model, not a curated record. Gene Ontology annotation, molecular function: SNAP receptor activity; SNARE binding. Gene Ontology annotation, cellular component: synaptic vesicle membrane; SNARE complex; postsynaptic recycling endosome.